Galdieria sulphuraria is the source of this 2210-nucleotide messenger RNA. Its product is annotated as dihydrolipoamide dehydrogenase. The record is from RefSeq and is a predicted model, not a curated record. Gene Ontology annotation, cellular component: mitochondrion; oxoglutarate dehydrogenase complex. Lineage: Eukaryota; Rhodophyta; Bangiophyceae; Galdieriales; Galdieriaceae. The transcript is spliced from 6 exons. The coding region runs from base 20 to 1615 and encodes 531 amino acids. Gene Ontology annotation, molecular function: flavin adenine dinucleotide binding; dihydrolipoyl dehydrogenase (NADH) activity.
GAAAAUACUGAGCCAUACUAUGUGUGUAGCAACUAGUCAUGUGAUUGUUCUUUUGAAAAAUUCAGAUUUCCUCACGAAGGAUUCCGAAGAUAAAAUGUUUAGUAGCAUGUUUCGUUCAAGACUGGUUGAUGUUGAGAUAGCCAAAAGCUCGACUCUUCAGUUGCAUACGUUGCCAAAGAGAUUCCUUUCUUCAUCGAAUACGACAGAACAUGACGUAGCUGUCCUUGGUGGAGGUCCGGGGGGCUAUGUUGCGGCGAUCAAAGCAGCCCAACUAGGACUGAAGGUCACUUGCAUAGAAAAGAGAGGACGACUGGGUGGUACUUGCCUGAACGUCGGAUGCAUUCCGUCUAAAGCACUACUUAACUCGUCUCAUAUGUAUGAAGAAGCUUUACACAGCUUUGCUGGUCAUGGAAUUACCUUUAAGGAUGUGAAACUUGAUCUUGAUGCUAUGAUGAAACAAAAGUCAAAAGCUGUCGAUGUUCUGACGAAAGGAGUUGAAGGUCUCUUUAGAAAGAACAAAGUUAGCUACGUUCGGGGAACAGGAAAACUGAAAAGCAAAAACGAAAUACUUGUAGAGUUGUUAGAUGGAGGUACAGAGACUAUCAAGGCGAAGAAUAUUGUUAUAGCUGCUGGAUCAGAGAGCGCUUCCUUACCUGGUGUUGCUUUUGAUGAAAAGAGAGUCGUAUCAUCAACUGGGGCCUUGUCUCUUGGUCAAGUUCCUAAGAGAAUGGUCGUUAUUGGAGGAGGAUAUAUCGGUCUUGAGAUGGGUUCUGUAUGGAGAAGACUUGGUUCAGAGGUUACUGUUUUGGAGUAUCUCGAUCAUAUUGUACCAAUGAUAGACCGUGAAGUUGCAGAUCACCUUUACAAAACUCUUCAAAAACAAAAUCUAAAGUUUAAACUUGGUACGAAAGUCGUCGGAGUUGAUAGUUCUGGCAGCACGUUGAAGUUGACGGUUGAACCUUCAAAAGGAGGAAAGCAGGAAAAUCUAGAGUGCGACGUUGUACUCGUUGCCACAGGUCGUAAACCGAAUACGGGGGAACUUGGUUUGGACAUUGCUGGAGUAAAGUUAAAUAGCAAAGGUCAAAUAGAGGUUGAUGACCAUUUUAGAACCAAUAUUUCCAAUAUAUAUGCAAUAGGGGAUCUGAUUCGGGGCCCUAUGCUGGCACACAAAGCUGAAGACGAAGGUGUGGCAUGUGCCGAAAUAAUUGCAGGCAAACCCGGUCAUGUGAAUUACGAUGUAAUCCCUAGUGUGAUAUACACAUUUCCCGAAGUUGCUUCUGUAGGGAAGACCGAAGAAGAACUUAAGCAAGCGAAUAUUGAGUAUAACAAGGGAGUCUUUCCAUUUUUGGCGAAUUCUCGCGCGAGAACGAAUGACUCUCAGGGAGAGUCUAUUCAAGGAAUGGUGAAAGUUUUGGCUGAUAAAAAGACGGACCGAAUUCUUGGUAUUCAUAUCAUCGGUAGUAAUGCAGGGGAAAUGAUAGCAGAAGGUGCCUUAGCCAUGGAAUAUGGAGCUUCUUCUGAGGAUGUUGCACGAACUUGUCAUGCACAUCCGACGCUUUCUGAAGCUUUUCGAGAGGCACACAUGGCAGCAUUCAGCAAGCCGAUAAACUUUUAGAUGGAAAUAAAGGUUUUUUUUGUGAAUUUUGUACUGGUUGAUCUUUAAGAACUAAAGUUUAUGAAAAACCGUUUUGCGAAGUUUUAAAUUCAAAGAUUCGUUUGUAGUCAUCAUCCUCGUCAGGACAAGUUGCAUAAUAUCGAAAAGCUACAAUAUUUGUGUACAGAAACUAUCUUGGAAUGUUUGUCUUUGAAAGGUGUUCAACUAUGAAAAGUUCAUGUGGUCGAUUUCUCGCAUUAGCCUCAUCGACAUUUCAACAAUCACGUGUAGACGCCACCAAAUUUUUUAAAGUCCUUUCUUGUCGUCCCAAAUACUGAGGGCUCGAUUUGACGGUCUAAGUACGUUGUGUGACCAGGAGUCUCUGUAGUAAUGAAGAUAACGUGGAAGCCACCCUAAAUAAACCCUAAAGGGACAUUAGCAAUAAGUUACUGUGCUAAAAACAACGCUUCCAUCCUUCAGUAAACUUUGAAAUGCUACAGGCAUACAACAGUCCACGAACCAACGAAGGACAUCGAAGUCUUAUUUUCUGUUUCUUUGAGUGGAAGGAUAUCUUUGUUCGUGACGAAACUUUUAAGACGAGACGUCGCAAAUUGUC